This is a messenger RNA of Lactuca saligna, 1377 nucleotides long. Lineage: Eukaryota; Viridiplantae; Streptophyta; Magnoliopsida; Asterales; Asteraceae. The record is from the annotation of a GenBank genome assembly.
AUGAGACCUGAUUUAUUUAAGGCUACUAUAGCUAGAGUACCAUUUGUAGAUGUUGUGACUACAAUGCUUGGUCCAACUAUUCCUCUUACAACUGCAGAAUGGGAGGAAUGGGGUGAUCCUCGGAAAGAAGAGUUCUACUUUUACAUGAAAUCAUAUUCACCAGUUGACAAUGUGUGUGCCAAUGAUGUGAUUGAUAAAGAUGGUGAGGGGUUCACUAUGGUCACAAAAAAAGCUGGAAAUGCAGGGACUGCUACUGUGAAGGGGUACGGUACAUGUGAUAUUCAUCCCAAUGUUUCUGGAAGCAAAGGUAGUAACUGGAAUGGAGGGAAUAACAAAAGAGGAAGCUAUAAUAGUGUUAAUAAGGAUAAUCAGGGGCAGUCUUCUCCUGAUUCUAUGGAAAAGAUAUCAGCAAAAUCCUAUCCUGCUUCUGAUCUGUUGGUCAAUAAUUCUGACAAUGGUAAAACUAAGGCUAUAGAAUCUAAGUGUGAUACCAGGGUGAAUUCCAAUCUUGGGAACCAUGAUUGUUUAAAUCCUAUGAAUGAUAUCCUUGAUACCAUAGAAGACAAGAAACAGGGGAGAAAAGAGAGAAGGCACAAGGAAGCCCAGGAUGUGCUUGCAGCUGCAACUACUGCUGCUGUAGCUUCUUCCAUGCUUUCAUCUUUCAGGAAAGAUAAACUUGAAGAAUCCGCUCACCAUGAGGGUGUUGAAAGUUCGUGCACACGCUGUGAGAGGGUAUGGUUUAUCCUACCCGUCAUCUUCAGCGGAAAAGGGAUCACAGUUAUGAUAAUGGCGCCUCUAAGGCUGGAAAAGGGUGCUGGGGUGUUAGAUAAGCUAGUAAUAGAGAAAACAACUCCUGGAAGAGAGUCUGAGUUUGACUUGAGGAAAUCAAGGAAAAUGGCACCACCAUAUCGAGUGACGCUACACAAUGACAACUACAACAAGUGGGAAUAUGUUGUGCAAGUGUUGAUGAAGUUAACUAGAAUUGGUCGAGAUGCAGUUUUAUAUGUUGAGUCACUCAUUGAGUCAAUCAUGGGAGGAUUGGAAGGGCUAAUCAACAUUCUUGAUUCUGAAGGAGGUUUUGGCUCUUUGGAGACACAUAGAUCUUGGGAGCCAAGUGAUAAAGCUGAUCUUCACUUUGUCUACAAAGAUGUUGAAGGAGUAUCAACUCAAUGGGAUGAUAUUCAAAGAAAACUCAGGAACUUACCUCCUAAACCCUCUGCCUUCAAUCCCGAUCCCUUCACUCCUGCAGAAGACGAAGAUUCCAAACCUAAAACCAAAUCUCGGAUUGAUAACAAGACAGAAGAACUCAAAGAUUUAGAAGAUGAUCUUGAUGAUAGUUGUUUCCUCGAAGAAUACAAGUACCUUCAACUCCCUUAA